UUUGCUUUUUUCCCCGGAAAGCUUGCGGAUUCAGCUCUGUGGGAGAGAUGGCGAGGAACGGGGUGUUUUCACGGUGGCGGAGGGCUGAGGGACCCGCCGGAUUGUCGCUGCCAUCAGAAUCUCACGACGUUCAUGUCCUUGCCGUCGACGAUAGCCUCGUCGACAGGAAAGUAAUCGAGAAAUUGCUCAAAAUUACAUCCUGUAAAGUGACAGCAGUGGAUAGUGGGAGUAGAGCUCUGCAAUUCUUAGGAUUGGACAAGGAAGAGAGUUCUGUUGGGUUUGAUGGUUUGAAGGUGGAUAUGAUAAUCACAGAUUAUUGCAUGCCUGGAAUGACUGGCUAUGAAUUGCUCAAAAAGAUUAAGGGAUCAUCUUUUAGGGAAAUUCCUGUUGUCAUAAUGUCAUCUGAGAAUGUUUUGGCAAGAAUUGACAGCAGGUGUCUGGAAGAGGGGGCGGAAGAUUUUUUGUUGAAGCCAGUGAAACUGUCGGAUGUAAAACGAUUGAAGAGUCACAUGUUUGGCGAGGACAAGGAUCCACGAGAAGACAGCGGGAUAAACAAGAGAAAGUUACAAGAAAUGUCGGAGGAUUCGUCACCUCCCUUGCCUUCACCAUCACCAUUGCUGUCUCCAAAUCCGUCAACCGAUCUUUCAUCAUCAUCAUCCUCCACUUCAUCAUCACCUUCCUCACCUGAACUACUUGAAUCUCCUAAGACAGAGGAAUGAAACAAGAAUACUAGGUACUAUAACAUUAGUUCUUUCUUUUCUUUCUUCUCAAUGUGUUAUACAACAGAAAAGCCAAUUUCCCCCUCCUAUCCUAUGUGUG
Ipomoea nil (Japanese morning glory) is the source of this 819-nucleotide messenger RNA. RefSeq names its product two-component response regulator ARR4. The record is from RefSeq and is a predicted model, not a curated record. Lineage: Eukaryota; Viridiplantae; Streptophyta; Magnoliopsida; Solanales; Convolvulaceae. The transcript is spliced from 5 exons. Gene Ontology annotation, biological process: phosphorelay signal transduction system; cytokinin-activated signaling pathway. Bases 48 to 719 code for a protein of 223 amino acids.